Molecule: messenger RNA, 3556 nt
Organism: Oreochromis niloticus (Nile tilapia)
Lineage: Eukaryota; Metazoa; Chordata; Actinopteri; Cichliformes; Cichlidae
Gene: zic4
Product: zic family member 4
Exons: 2
Coding region: 961-2556 (531 amino acids)
Biological process (GO): regulation of transcription by RNA polymerase II
Cellular component (GO): nucleus
Molecular function (GO): RNA polymerase II cis-regulatory region sequence-specific DNA binding; DNA-binding transcription factor activity, RNA polymerase II-specific
Source: RefSeq, a predicted model, not a curated record
CACCUUCUGUGACCCUCAUCUGCUGCCGUCCUGGGUCUAAAGCAAAAUUACCCCGGAUCAUAACAACAGGUCCCGUCCAUUACAUUUUUUUUCCUCGGGACAAUGGCCGCAGCUCGCCCUAUUCACACAUCCUACUCACACGGAUCCCACCAGGCAGAGCACGGAGUCAGCUCUGUAGUAUGCGCUGAAGGGCAAACGGCUGGAUAUGUAAAUAUGUGCAUUUAUCAAAGCGCAUAUUAAUGGUAUGUGCUCCGGACUAUUUUAAACUAACACGUGGAGUUAUCCUUUGCACAAGUUUUUCUCCGCUGACAUCGAUCUUUUACGUGCGUAAAGUUAUGCGUAAUCUGUGCGUAAAGUUGCCCUUGAUACGCUGCAGUGCAAAAUAAAGAUAUCACUGCAUUAUUUAUGAUCCUUACAACUUUUACAGCGACAAUGUGUACACUCUUCGCGGAGCAGUCUGUUUUGUAAGGACAUAAUCAAAGUGGGGAAAUUGCUAUUUCAUAGCCUCGCAGCCUUUGUGAGCCGCAACAAAAGAGAGGCGACUGUAUAUCGGGAUCAACUUUUUAGGACUUUUAUUGUACAAUAACCUUUGCAUAACAACUAUUCCUUUUUUCCCGAGCGUUGCCCGAGGCACUGCGCAUGCGCGGUAGCUGCUCGCUGUCACUAAGACAUUUUUCUUCACGUUGGAAACUGUCACUGGUGACGUCAAUCACAGAGCUCUGACCAAUUAGAGCGCAGGGUGAUUGUUUAGCUCCACGGGCUGCAGCGCCUACCAUGAAUCUCUAUUCAGUAUCAAAGCGUCCUGCUGCUGCCUCUCAACCGAAUGGGAUUCCAUGUAGUCUGCAGAUAGACUUAACUUUAUAAAGUUUUUUUUCUUUAUUUUUUCAUUGCGAUUAAAAUAUAUUUGUCAUCAUCAUUAUUAUUUUGCCUGCUGUCAAGUUAUUCUAAAAUUAGGAAGUAAUGAGCGUGGAUGCAUUGGGAAGCCCCGUGAUGGACCCUACGUUUUCCAAACGGAACACGGCGCUGAGAUUAGUUGACUUGGCAGGGGCUCACCACCAUCACCAUCAUCACCACCAUACCCCUCAGAGCGUGACAGGCUUCCCGGGGUUCAGCAGCCAUCCACACUCAAUGGCUCACUCGCACCCUGGGGAGAUUACUGCGGAACCCCGCCUGGGGCCGAGUCCAUUCGGGCCAGAACACAUGGGGCACUCCGCGGCCCUCAAAAUCAGCCCAGCCCAUCAUUAUCCCCACCACCAUCACCACCACCACAAUCAUCAUAUGGCAGGCCACAGUGAAGUGGUCUCCAGUCAAACGGGAGCUUUUGGCCCGGUUCAGGCGACAUCGGUCCCCUAUUCUAUGUCUCACACGGCCCAGGCUUUAUCUGCAGGUAGGGAUUUCCUCAUCCGGAGAGAUCUGACAGCUCAAGCCAUGCCAGUACUGACUGACCAGACUGCUGGUUCAGCCUCUCACCACGGAAUGUUUGUCUCAACAACAGGUAGCUAUCCCGGACACUAUGGUCAUCACCCUGACGCUGGGAACCAUACCCUCUUCUCCGGACUCCACCACGAGCAGCCUUCUAGCGGAUCACCGGGUGGCCAAACACUGAAUGGACAAAUAAGGUUAGGACUACCUGGAGAAAUGUACGUUAGGUCUGAUCACUUGAGUCAAGUGGCAAGCUCCAGGGCUGAUCCGUUCUCUGCCUCGCCUUUGCAUGGCUACGGUGGUCUGAAUCUGAACAUGAAUCUUAGCGCUCAUCACCACCACGGAGCCGGUGCCUUUUUCCGCUACAUGAGGCAGCCGAUAAAGCAAGAGCUGAUUUGCAAGUGGCUGGAGCCGGAGCACUCGCCGAAGAAACUUUGCUCCAAAACUUACAGCACCAUGCACGAACUCGUAACGCAUGUGACGGUAGAGCACGUUGGAGGACCAGAGCAAGCGAACCAUAUAUGUUUUUGGGAAGAGUGUCCCAGGGAAGGCAAACCGUUUAAAGCAAAAUACAAACUUGUAAAUCACAUUCGAGUGCACACCGGGGAGAAACCGUUUCCGUGCCCGUUCCCUGGUUGUGGGAAAGUGUUUGCAAGAUCCGAAAAUCUAAAGAUUCACAAAAGGACGCACACAGGUGAGAAACCCUUCAAAUGUGAAUUUGACGGCUGCGACAGACGCUUCGCCAACAGCAGUGACCGGAAAAAGCACUCGCACGUCCACACCAGCGAUAAGCCCUACAACUGCAAAGUGAGAGGCUGCGAUAAGUCCUACACACACCCCAGCUCCCUGAGGAAACACAUGAAGGUGCACUGCAAGUCCCCUCCGCCUAGUUCGGGAUAUGAGUCGUCCACCCCCUCCCUGGUCUCCCCUUCCUCAGACUUGGGCCGGGAACCAGGCGGCUCCUCGGUGUUGUCAGAGCCGGUGGGAGCCUCCCAGCCCGCGAAUUUAAGCGAGUGGUACGUCUGCCACAGCUCAGGUGCCAGCGGCGCCCAAACACCACCCAGCGGGCACUCUACACCCGACCCCGCAGACGAACCACCUUACAGAAACCCAGAACCGAGGGACGCUUUUUAACCCGGCUCAAGCUCUCUCUCUCUCACACACACACACACACACACACACACACACACACACACACACACACCAGCAGAGACAGAAACACAUUUCCACAAGCUUAACAAUUAAAAAGGCGGUUUGGCUUUGGUGCCCAUGUGCCUGAUUAGGACCACUGGUACCCUUUUUUUUGGAGGGGGAGGGAAGGGAAGGGGAUGAGCCACCAAACAGACAUCCAGAACCAAGAGACGCAUUUUAACCACAUCGGAAGGAAAAUGUGCUAACCUUGAAGACGUGCUAAUUUCCAGGCAUAUAAAAAGAAUAUAUUUUCAAACCUCACUUGUUCAGAGCGGUUGGCUCGGUGCCUACACGCCCUCACGGCCCACAGGUCCACUUACGGAGAGAGUCUUGUAAAUCUGUUAGACAAUGUGGUACAUUAUUGUAGGCUUAGGCAUGUUGGUGUAAAAUUAUUAUUAUUAUUAUAUUUUUUUUUUGUAAAUGAGUUUGGACUUCGAUAUGUUUUUAUUUAUUUUUCAAUCUGACAUUGAAGGAUUUUGUAUUACCGAACCAAAGUGCAUGUUUGAAUUAGAACAACAACAGCAACAGAGACAAAAAGGAAAAAAAAAUGUACAUUUGUAAAUUUUUGUAAGUUUCGAUGUGUUGAUGUUGAUAGUUUUGUAAGGAUCUGUCUUCGGAGCAGUUUCUUACCGAAAACUGCGGCUAUUUGUACAAAAACAUUUUAUGUUUACAUCUUACGUCCCCUCCCAAACAUUUGUGCAGAGGGUCAGUAAUUAAGCUGUUUCAUAUGCCUGCAGUAUUUGAUAUACGACCGUGAAAUUAUAAAUGUUUUUAUCAAAGUGGGCAUUUUGUGAUUUUUUUUUUUUUGUAUCAUUGUUGUCUUUUUUUUUUUUUUUUUUUUUUGAAUAUCUGAAAUCCAGCGGCACUCAAAAUGCGUACCGAAUUGCCUUGUAAUUUGUGAGUAUUUUGAAUAAAUCUUGUAUGACAAAAGUUAAAUCCCUGA